UUGUCCUACGAUUCUAACCAACUAUUGUCAAAAUAAUGUCUCUUCAACGCUUUUAUUUAUAUUUUUCAGAUUCAGAUUUUUCGUAUCAAAUUAUAAUGUAUGAUAUAUUUUAAAAUGGAAUCCUGGCCCUUGCUGUGUCGGAGUUGUCUUUCGCCAAAAUCUACAGUGUCAAUAAUUGGUGAAAAUUUAAAGGAGAAAUUUUUUCAUACAACCACGAUCGAGAUUAAAGAAGAGGAUGGAUUGCCAUGUUAUUUGUGCAAUGAUUGUUACUCAAUAAUGACUAUAGCAUAUGAAUUCAGAGAACAGUGUUUAAAGAUGGAUGAGACAUUAAAGACACAACUGUCAUUGUUUACAAAUCAUGAAAAUCUUGAUAAUGAAGCUAUUGAAGUAAAUGAGUGUGGUAUAGAAGAUGAUACAUCCAAAGAAUCAAUGAAGAAACUUGCAGCUAUUAUUAAAAAUGAGCCGAUGGAUGAUGAUGAUUGUUACUAUGUUUUAGUAAUUGAUAAUCCUGAUGAAGAAACUUCAAACUUUCCUAGUAUUACUAAUAUAAAGCAAGAAGAAGUAGAAGACCUUAACACUGAUUCUCAUAUAGAUGAAAGUGACAAACAAAAUGAAGAAACUCAAAAGCAGUUUGAGAAUUGUGUUGAUUCAUUUUUAAUUUCUAAACCGAUUGUAUCAACUACUGUGCCAGAUACUAUAUUAGAAAAUGAGGAAGGUCAUGAGAAUGAGAUUGAUUUUGAAACAAUUCAGGGGAAUUUUAUUGAUGAGCCUAGUAUAAUCCAUAAAGAUGACUCAGCUCAACCAUUGCAUGAGGUGAAGGACCUAAAAUCAAAUAAUUUCUUGAAAAUAAUUACUCCAACAGGUGUUGAAAAAACCAUAUGGCUCCAAAAUGCAAGUGAUAUUAAAUAUAUUACAGACAGCCAAGAGGCAGAUGAUAAUGAGGAAUCUGGUGAACAGGAAGAAAUAGUAUUUUAUGAGGAUGAUGAACAGCAAUUACAAAUUCUCAAAUGUGAAGGAUCAGAAUUAGUUAUUGAAUAUGCAGAUGAAGACCAGAUAGCAACCGUCAUACAGCAAGAAGAUGGUACAUUCCUGUGUGACUGCGGAGAAUCAUUUAAAGAUCUUGUGGAGUACCAAAACCAUCAGUACAAACAUAAUCCUGCAGGAGACAAUUUGUGCAAUAAGUGUGGUAAAGGCUUUGAGACACCUGAGAUUUUGGCUGGCCACAUGCAGUUACACAAAUCAACAUCUACACUAGUUGAAUGUCAAUUUUGUAAUAAAUAUAUUAAGCGGAGUGCAUUGACACAUCAUAUAAAGUUUGUGCAUAGUGUAAAGCCGAAAUGUACAAUCUGUGAUAAAACCUUUGCAAAUCAGAAUAAUUUAAAACGGCACAUGAUGAUACAUAGAGGCAUCAAAGAAUUCGAAUGUGAUAUUUGCAUGAAACGAUUUAAUCAAAAAAUAACAAUGCAAACUCACAGAUUGACACAUUUAAAUUCAACUACAUGUAGUGUCUGUGAUACAAUGUUUGAGGAUAGGGCAUCAUUGGUAAUACAUCGAGAAAACAAUGGAUGUACUAACGCAAGUGCUACUAAAGUAAAGGAUGACCUUCUGAAAGCUGUAAAAAGGGAAAUAACAACGAAUGAUGGAAAACUCUUGGGCUAUGCUUGCUCCUUGUGCAAAAAGAUGUUUUCAAUAGAAUCGGCUUUAGAGCAGCAUGUUGAAAAAGUUCAUAUAAUUGAAACAUUAGAAGAAAAGAAGAUAAACAAACAAAUGAAGAGGUUUGAGUGUAAAAGUUGUGGGAAGAAUUGUGCAAGUCAGGCAAUGCUUGUAAUGCAUGAGAGAGUGCAUACAAAUGAGAGGCCAUUCCCAUGUCAACUUUGCACAUUGAAGUUCAAAACAAAAACACAUUUACGGACACACCAGUUGACCCACACACGUGAAAAGAAAUUUGGUUGUUCAGUUUGUAUGAAGUUCUUUGCGUUGAAGGGUAACUUAGUUGUACAUUUACGUACUCACACAGGGGAACGUCCUUAUGUAUGUUCAAUAUGUGAUGAAGCGUUCAUUGAUUCCAAAUACUUGAAGAAACAUAAGUUAAGAAAACAUGCUAUUGAGAAUGUUCCGUGGAACCAAUAUUAAGUGCACGUACCCGCACACAUACUCAACAAAACAUAACAGAAGUUAACUGCUUGCGUCACACCAGGAGCCGAGAACUGCGAAUUCGUCAACUUGUCGCCCACUUAAGCCUAGAUAUAUAGAGUAAAUAUUGGUUUACUUGAUUUGUUUCUCAACCCAAUAGAAUGGAAAAUUUGCGAACAGCAAGUUAAUAUGAAAAUCUAAAGAGUUUUUGUAUUCUGAAUGAAUAUGCCAUACAUACCUACAACGCCAUUGAAAACAAACUAUCCAUAUGUAACUAAACGUGUUUCAAAAUCAGAUAUACUUUAUUUAAUUAGGCUUAAACUAAGCGCUUUUGAAUCGUCGAAUAUGUUGGUAAAAGUAGAGCUCGUGAAAAGAACAUACAAGAAACUCAACGGCCACUCUUUUCAAUCAAUAGAGUAUUUUACAAUGUUUGUAAUAUAUGCAUAAAAAAUUAAGGUGCUGCAUCCAAUAUAUGAAUUAUGUUAGUUAAAAGCGUUUUAAAUACCAAAUAUUUAAUAAAAAGUAAUAAAGAAUAAACUGUAUAAAUAUAGUAUAUUAUCGUAUAUUAGAUGCACCAACCUUUAGAGCUUGAAUUCAUUGUAUGUGUGAGGAUGUAUGAUGGUCGUGAUUACUGUCACAAUUAGCAAUCGCAUCCAAAGUAUGAUAUCACGAUCAUAUUCAUAAGUGUCAGUUUUUUAAUUAAUUUUUUACAUUCCCAAAAUUGUACUCAGUAAAAAUGUAAUCUUAGAGUAACUGUAUUUGUUUAUAAAAUGAAUAAAAACAGGUGUAUUAAUAAUGUUCGAUCGACAAAAUUGAUUCUGGACCCUCUUUGCUGAUUAUUCUUUUAAAAUCAUAAAAACAGUUAAAUAUUUAUAUUAUAUUUAUUUAGUUAGCACGAAAAAGAUUGUAUGGCAAUUUGUGGCCAGUGUCGAAUAAAAUUAUAAGUUACCUAGGAAAUGUAUGUUCAAGCUAAUUUUGACGAAAUUACGAAAUCUUUAUUAAUGACGGUAGGAAAAUAAGACAUUAGGGUGCGUCACGAUUCUAUUUUGGCAAUAAUAAUUGAGUUUGUGGGAGUCAUGAAAAUCGUUGAUACAAAUAUAUGACAAAUGUUUUCACUCACGGACGAGUAAAAAAAGAAGGACUCCGCGCCGUGAUAUUAGCAAGUGACACUAGCACCGUUAUGCAAGUGUGUGUGCGGUUACGGGGGAUACUAGUAACACAAUUCUUUCUCCCUUAAAUAAUGCAUAUAUGGCCACAAAUACUUAUUUAGUAUCGUUUUUACACUUUUUCCACAACGGACGACGGCAUUUUAAAAAUAUUUUAUAGAGAUACACACUGAUCUAUCACAGACGAUGACAAUUCUCAUAAUGGCCGCCUGUCGGCCUGUAGUAGUGUAAGUGUGUGCGUGGGGCCUAUGUAUUUACACAUUAAUCGGCUUGUUUUGGUGCUACACUGUUAUGUAAGGUGACACGGAGUCCUUAUUUUUUUACUUGUCCGUGGUUUUCACUAACCGGUAAUCCAACCGGUCCCCGGUUUUACCUUAGUAGUCAUAGACUAACCACGGGGCCUGAGGGGUAGUGUUUACUUACGACAGUGCUCAAUCAAUAUGUAAGUAUGUGUUGAACUAGGCCUAAAUUAAAUUAUCAAAAGCAAAAUAUAGAUAUUAGCGUAAUAAACAAGACUGUAAGUAGUAUAACUAUAUUGUAAAAAAUGCUAUUAUUAUUAUAAUUGUAUUUAUAACGUAGGUAUUUCAAUUAAAAUGAAUCCCCUAUGUAUAAGUGUGCAACACGUUUCUGUUUUGUAUAAUUUAUAACUAAUAAAGAAGUUUAUAAAGAUUA
Molecule: messenger RNA, 3971 nt
Organism: Leptidea sinapis
Lineage: Eukaryota; Metazoa; Arthropoda; Insecta; Lepidoptera; Pieridae
Product: zinc finger protein 33A-like
Exons: 3
Coding region: 100-2133 (677 amino acids)
Biological process (GO): regulation of transcription by RNA polymerase II
Cellular component (GO): chromosome; nucleus
Molecular function (GO): chromatin insulator sequence binding; zinc ion binding
Source: RefSeq, a predicted model, not a curated record